CUUCUAUUUCUAUCUAUCUACCCUUUUUCCCUUGAAAGCUCAAAAUUGUUCAUGAAAGCUUCGUUUCCGAUUAACAAUUCUUUGAAUAAUAGAGACUUUACUUUCUGAGGUUUUAACCCCUUUAAGGCUUUCCCUAACUUGAGGCUGUGCUCAUUUGCUGAGAGUUUUGCUGCAAGGACUUGACACAAAUUGUGUAAAUGUCUGUGGCUUUUACCAACCUCUCUUGGUGGUUGUGGAGUGGAAAGCAUCAAGAGCCAAGAAUCCCAAAUGGGCCUUCUAUAAAUUCUUCCGCCGAUUCAAAUUUGUGGGAAUCGGAUGUUUUGAGGUUUCCUUUGGUUCAGGCGAAUGUGGGGUCCUCAUCUAGAAAGGUGAAGCGCAAAUGGCAUAGUAGGGGGGAGAGGAAGGUGGAUAGGGAAUAUGAUGUUGUUCUGGUUCCAUCUGAUGGUGGAUGUGUUUCUGGUUCCGAAUCUGAUGAUUCUGACUGGUCAAUUGGCUGGUUAGAGCCUCACGGACCUGGUUUCCCAAGUGAUGAUGAAACAGAUAACAGUUUUGCUGUGAUUGUUCCCUGUUACGGCCGAGACUAUGGCAGAAUAAUGGAGGAUCCAAAAGGCAAUUUACUGAGGGGUGUUGGGAACUUUCCAGACAGUUAUUCAGAUGAGAGCAAAAAAUUUGUGGAAGACUGGCUCUCUUCUCUUAGAAAUACCUGAUGCACAACCAUUCAUCAUUGUGAUCCUGCACUUCCUUAGAAAAAUCUUCUUUUGUGGUCCUUAGCUAAUAAACCAUUUGUAUAAUGUAAAUAUUGUAAAAAAAAGAAAGAGGCAUUGAUGUGAUGUCAGAAUAUGAUUGGUUAAGGUCGAGUCUUGGUUAAUUCAAAUCUAUGAGGAGCAGAUAUGGGCCAAGUAUGAAAGCAGUUGUGAUGCUUUGGCACUGAGAAUGAUGUGCAAAUGCUGUUGUCCUCUCUUCUUCCUUUGAUUCGAGAGUCCAAACAUCGUGACUGAAUUUGAGAGCUGUAUUGAAGUGUGACUUUUGGAACUUGCAAUUCGUUCAUGUAAAUAUGGUAAUUGUUUGAAUGCUUGAUCAUGUACUCAAAUUUGUACAUAACUGUAUAUAAAUUUUGUAUAACAUGGGUGUACUUAUGUGUAUAUAUGUGUGUUUUUUGUAGUUUGCUUGGAUGUAUAGUUAAAUUAGCACUGUUUUGUAUAGGUCCGUUAAUAAUCAAAAGCCUCUAGUCUUUUCUCUGUUUCUCUAAAAGAUAAUAGCAUUUCCCUUUGGGGAUUCAAGGUUAUUGGAGUUUCUUGUAAGCGUUUAUUUGGAAUACUUGUGUGAAUUAAUUUUAA
Messenger RNA from Glycine soja, 1337 nucleotides. RefSeq lists its product as uncharacterized. The record is from RefSeq and is a predicted model, not a curated record. Bases 198 to 707 code for a protein of 169 amino acids. The transcript is spliced from 3 exons. Lineage: Eukaryota; Viridiplantae; Streptophyta; Magnoliopsida; Fabales; Fabaceae.